Solanum verrucosum is the source of this 492-nucleotide messenger RNA. RefSeq names its product late embryogenesis abundant protein M17-like. The record is from RefSeq and is a predicted model, not a curated record. The transcript has 3 exons. The coding region runs from base 1 to 492 and encodes 163 amino acids. NCBI's taxonomy places the organism in Eukaryota, Viridiplantae, Streptophyta, Magnoliopsida, Solanales, Solanaceae.
AUGAAGCUUAAGACUUAUAUUCUCCCUUUGCUUUUACUUCUUCUUAUAUCCUAUUAUGUAACUGCUACUGAAACUUCUCAAGAUGACAAAAAAGCUAAUGAAGUGAAAGAAGCCAGCAACCAGUACAACGGAGGCGGACACGGAGGCCGAGGCGGCUGGGGAGGCGGAGAACAUUGUCAUUAUGGCUGCUGCGGCGGUUAUAGCAAACGUGGUUGCCAGAAAUGUUGCACCCCUCAAGAAGCUGGUGAAGGUGAUGGUGAUGGUUAUGGUUACGGCUGGGGAGGACGUGGCGGUGGUGGUGGCGGGUGGGGCGGACGUGGAGGUGGUGGUUGGGGAGGUCGUGGCGGUGGUGGUUGGGGAGGACGUGGCGGUGACGGAGGCGGUGGCUGCCGACAUGGAUGUUGUAAUCGUGGUAGAUAUGGAAAUUGCUACCAAUGUUGUUACUCAGCUGCAGAAGCAAAAGCCUAUAAUGAAAAUGAAGCUCAACCUUAA